Molecule: messenger RNA, 631 nt
Organism: Vigna radiata var. radiata (mung bean)
Lineage: Eukaryota; Viridiplantae; Streptophyta; Magnoliopsida; Fabales; Fabaceae
Product: 60S ribosomal protein L22-2
Exons: 2
Biological process (GO): cytoplasmic translation
Cellular component (GO): ribosome
Molecular function (GO): structural constituent of ribosome; RNA binding
Source: RefSeq, a predicted model, not a curated record
UUUCUCUGUGUUUGUGCCCCUGCUGCUUAUCACAGUCACGAGGGAGAGAGUGUGCGUGUGGCCAAGGCAGAGAGAGAAGCGAAAAUGAGCGGAGCAAAGGGGAAGAAGAAGGGAGCAAGCUUCGUGAUCGAUUGCGCGAAGCCGGUGGAGGACAAGAUUAUGGACAUUGCUUCUCUCGAGAAGUUUCUUCAAGAGAGGAUUAAGGUCGGCGGCAAGGCCGGUGCACUCGGCGAUUCCGUUACUGUCACACGGGACAAGAGCAAGAUCACCGUUACGUCUGACAGCAACUUCUCCAAAAGGUAUCUGAAAUAUUUGACCAAGAAGUACUUGAAAAAGCACAAUGUGAGGGAUUGGCUUCGGGUGAUUGCAUCCAACAAGGACAGGAAUGUCUAUGAGUUGAGAUAUUUCAACAUUGCUGAGAAUGAGGGUGAAGAGGAAGACUAAAGAUCCAAUUUGAGGCAUUCCCAUUAGGAUUAGUAAUUGUGGAGUCUCUUUUUAUCAUGUGUUGUUGACUUGUUACUUGUUUAAAUAUUCCUGUGUUUAAUUUGGAAUCGACUUUAUGCCUUCAUAUUAAGUUUUAUAGUGAUUAUUUGAGAGGUUUUCAUUAAAAUGUUUUAGUUUUUCACCUUAA